GCUGAAUUUGCGUAUUUGGUGGCAAAAAGCCCCUCCUUUUCUCUCUGAUAAAUUUCUCCAAGGAAUAGAGGGGAGUUGUGAAUUGUGAAAGAGAAGAGAAUGGAAUCGAGUCGAAGAGCGGUGGAAUCAUACUGGAGAUGGCGCUUGAUCGACUCAGCUACCUCCGAUGAAGACAAAGUCACACCUGUCUACAAACUCGAAGAAAUCUGCCAACUCCUACUCUCUUCCCACGCUACUAUCGUCAAGGAGCUCUCAGAAUUCAUCCUUAAACGCCUCGACCAUAAAAACCCCAUCGUCAAACACAAGGCUUUAAGAUUGAUCAAAUACGCGGUUGGAAAGUGUGGUGUGGAGUUUAGAAGGGAAAUGCAGAGACAUUCGGUGGCAAUACGUCAAUUGUUACACUACAAGGGUCCUUCGGAUCCUCUCAAAGGCGAUGCACUCAACAAGGCUGUGAGAGACACUGCUCAAGAGGCCAUCUCUGCUAUUUUUUCUGCAGAUGAUAACAAAAACCCACCUCCUUCAGCUCCUCCUGCUGCUUCUGAUCUCAAUAGACGGAUAGAAGGGUUUGGGAACACGAACUUCCAAGCGCCUUCUCAUGAUAAGAAAUCGUUUCUCAGUGAGGUGGUUGAUAUUGGAAGUGCAACCAUUAAGCAAGGGCUCAGUGCCUUCACACAGGGCCAUUCUUCUCUCAUCAAGAAUGAGGCUGGGACUGGAACCUACAAGGGCCCCAAUAAUCUUCAUGCCUCAUUUACAGCAGAAACAGAACGUGGCGACAGAUAUGAACCCGUUGCGUAUCGCGGUGGAAUGCAAGGUGCUUCUGGACUUUCAAGGAAUCAUUCUGGUGGCCCUUUGAAUCGGGAUACUAGUGUAACUAGGAUCGAAAUGUCGAUUGCGAAAAGUGAUGCUAGUUAUGCUGAGAGCAAGACACAAGAGGAUAGAUUGCUGGAGACAGUUGCAAGUUCUGGUGGUGUGCGCCUGCAGCCCACUCGAGAUGCCAUUCAAGUUUUCCUAAGAGAGGCUGCAAAGUUGGAUGCCAUGGCUUUAUGUCAUGCCAUUGAACGAAAGCUCCAGUCUCCGAUGUGGCAGGUUCGUGUGAAAGCCGUUUGUGUCCUUGAGUCCAUCGUCAGAAAGAAAGACGAUGACGAUCAUUUUUCACGUAUGGCGUCUUACUUUGCUGAAAAUAAUGAUCUGGUGUUGAGAUGUUCUGAAUCCCCCCAAGCAUCUUUGAGGGAAAAGGCAAACAAGGUUCGUGGUCUUUUAGGUGGAAACCAACUAAACAGUGCUAUUAACUCGGAGAAGGCUGUGAAAACGGAUAGUGCUGCCGUUGCUGAGUUACCUGACUUGAUAGACACUGGUGAUUUGAAUGACUAUCAUGGAACAGAUGAUACUACAAAGAGUAAGAAUGAUCAAAAUAUAGCACAUUUGACACCAUCCACACCUCCAGCUCUGGCUGAUGAUUUAUUUGGAAAUUUUAUGAACUCUGGAGUAGCUAGUAAUGAACUAAAAAAUGAUGAUGAUCCCUUUGCUGAUGUGUCAUUUCAUUCUAAUGACAACAAAGAGCCUGCAGAUAUCUUUUCAAGCAUGACUGCUGGUGAUGAUAAAUUGGGUCAUCAUGUGAGUCAUGGUCUGGGGAAUAGAACUGAACCUGAAAAUGAUGAUUUAUUGGCUGGCUUGUCCAUUGAUGAAAAUACCUCUAGUACUAAACAGAAAGUAACAUCUCCUGCCAUGCAAUCCGAAUCUUCAUUUUCUGGUUUAAACAAUCAUGUUAGCCAUCUGGGACCUGAAAAUGGUUUAGGUGGCAUGUUGGGCACACAAGCAGUUGGGUUCGAUGUAAAUUCCAUAUUUCCUUCUGGUCAUCCGCCUUGUACUGUACAGCCUGGCAUUAUGUUGAACCAGUCAUAUUCUUCUCAGCCACUUAAUUAUGGUGCCAUGGGAAAUCUCUUGGCUCAGCAGCAACUUCUAGCAACAAUGGCUAAUUUCCAGCACCUUAAUAAUGUCAACAAGAAUGAUGGUGGUACUGCUCAAAAUGCUGGAUCCAAUGGAAAAACACCUCUUCCGGACAUAUUCCAAUCAAAAUUUUCAACUCAAGCUCCUAGCUCAAUGAUCAACAGUUCAAAGAAGGAAGAAACUAAAGCAUUUGAUUUUAUAUCGGACCAUCUUGCUACUGCGUGCGAUUCAAGGAGAGUAAUUUGAAAUUUCAAUGUUUUGCUAUUGUGGAGAAAGACUUAUGGUGCUGUAUGAUGCCGUAGUGGAUUUCACACGAAUAGAUCAAACUGGUUUAUAAUUUCCAAUGAAAAAAGUUGAUUGAUUUCCUUUACCAUGAUGGAGCAUUGUCAAUGUUAUUUGAUUCGUCCAUGUCGUCAACGAAAUAUGAGCAAAAUUUUUGCACUUGGAAGAAGAAGAAAUGGUUACUACCGGUUCUCUUAUUUUGAAUGGAAAUGAGCAUUAGAAUGUUGAUAUUUUUUUUCCUUUAAUUCUUUUUGUACGUAGUUGAGAUUUUUUAUCUGUAUUCCAGGCACUAUCAGCAUUAUCAUAUGAGUGAAUUCGGCGUAAUGUCUUGCUUUUUCCUGCUGCAAUGUUUAUGAGUUCUGUUUGGCCCUUUCUUUA
Messenger RNA from Glycine soja, 2607 nucleotides. RefSeq names its product protein MODIFIED TRANSPORT TO THE VACUOLE 1-like. Bases 100 to 2193 code for a protein of 697 amino acids. NCBI's taxonomy places the organism in Eukaryota, Viridiplantae, Streptophyta, Magnoliopsida, Fabales, Fabaceae. The record is from RefSeq and is a predicted model, not a curated record. Gene Ontology annotation, cellular component: trans-Golgi network membrane. Gene Ontology annotation, molecular function: phosphatidylinositol binding; ubiquitin binding. The transcript is spliced from 5 exons.